Molecule: messenger RNA, 2883 nt
Organism: Vitrella brassicaformis
Lineage: Eukaryota; Vitrellaceae
Source: the annotation of a GenBank genome assembly
CUUCAAGUUCACGGCGAGCUCCCCAACUCCUUGAGGCUUCCAGAGACGUUGACGCCUUCAUUCUUGCCCAGAUCUGCUUGUGCUUCGUCGACCAGUCGUUUCUCGUCUGACCCGUCAAGCCCCUCUCCUCUCCAACUGAACAGCGAUGGCAGGCGUCCGGCAGACGAUGAAGGCAGCCCAAGGUGGGAUGAAUGAAUGAAGAAAGCAUCUGCAUCAUCGUCCGUCCCACCGGCGCCUGCCUUAUUGGGGUGUGCCCGGAUGUGGAUGUCUGUCUGAUCAGUGCGUGAGUUUGGCUCCAAGUUGGAGAUAUGCGAUGUGCCCAUCCCCGAGCCGGGCCACGAUGAAGUGCUGAUCGAGCUCAAGGCCUGCGGCGUCUGCCACACAGGUUGAGUGGGGGCGGCAGAAGGAUGAUUUAAGCUCUCUUCUCCACUCGUUGUGUGUUGUUCUUGCCUGCCUGCCUGCCUGCCUGUCUGCCUGUGUGUCCUGUGUGUCCUGUGUGUGUGUGGGUGCAGAUCUGCACGUGGUGGACGGCGAUUGGGAGGUCAAGGCCGACCUGCCGCGCACUCCUGGGCACGAGGGCAUCGGGGUGAGUGACGACAGACACACCGACACAUCUCUACCUGGGUCAGAAGGGUGGUCCUGAUGCUUGGGUGUCUGUCUGAUUUGUUGGGUCGUUGGGUCGGUCAGCAUGUGGUGUCGGUAGGCUCCUCCGUGACCAAUGUGAAAGUGGGGGAACGGGUCGGUGUCCCCUGGCUCUACAACACCUGCAUGGCCUGCCGUGACUGCCUGGGGGGAAACGAAAAUCUAUGCGCCAAGGGGGUGGGCAACGGGGGCACGGAUAAGAAAGAAAGAAACACACACGCACACAUGGCCGAUGGAUGGAUGCUCUCAUGGGAUCUCAUCCACUCCCUGGUGUGCUGUGCUGCCUGCAGCAACAACAGGCCGGCUUCUCAGUCAACGGAUGCUUCGCCGAGUUCGUUGUCGCCAAGGGACUCUUCGUCGCCAAGUAACAGAGGCCGACUAUGCCGCGGCAUCAUGCUGCGCUGCAUGCUUGGCAUCUCCGUGGUGUAGAAUCCCCGCCAAGCUGAGUGACAUCGAGGCUGUCCCCAUCAUGUGUGCGGGGGUCACAGUAUACCGUGGGCUCAAGGAGACCAACGUGAAGCCUUUCCAGACCGUCGUCAUUGCUGGUGCUGGUGGUGGACUGGGCCACGUGGCGGUGCAGUACGCCAAAACCAUGGCCUUGGUGGGGUGCCUUUCCACACGAGUGUUCCAUUGGUAUGAGUGCAUUUUUGUGUGUGUGUGUGUGUGUGUGGUGCAGAGAGUCAUCGGCAUUGGUGAAGAACAGCACCGAUAGCCACGUGUUGGUGUUGUGUGUUAUGCGUAGGCCUGUGUGCUCGCCCUGUGUGUGUCAGACGGUGGCGAUGAGAAGAUGAAGCUGCUCAAAGACCUCGGCUGCGACGAGACCAUCGACUUUAUGCAGGUCAAGGACGUGCCGGCGAGGGUGCUCGAGCUGACCCACGGCGACGGUGCUGAGGGCGCCCUGCUCGUGGCCGCCUCGCCCAGAGUGUUCUCACAGGCCAUCGAGUGAGUGUGUGAGUGGAGGAACUGAAUGGCAACAUCACAGCAGCUGGAAUGAACGCUUAUCUGCGGCUGUGUGUAGAUACCUGCGACCUGGAGGCACUGCUGUUGUCAUUGCGCUGCCGCCGGGGACCUUCCCGACGCCCAUCUUCAAAACCGUCCUCAAGGGACUGAACAUCAAGGGCAGGUGCGUGUGCCAGUAGGGAACACCACAGGACACCCCACCUGCUCGCCAUCAAACACCGUCUGCUGUCUGGUUGUUGUCCAUCAGCAUCGUGGGGACACGCCUCGACCUGCAGGUCAGUCAGGAGAUGAGUGAGAUGAGCCCCACUCAGCCGUGAAUUGUCGGGCUCUGUGUGUGUGUGUGUGUGUGUGUGUUGUCCGGCUGACCCCAACAUAUACCAUUCAUUCAGGAGGCGCUGGAUUUGGCGGCGAGAGGCGGAAUCCGCGCCCACAUCGAGACCAAGAGGCUCAGCGACGUCAACGACGCCCUGGACAUGCUGCGGCAGAUGAAAGUGAGCGGCCGACUCGUCCUUGACUACACCACGUGAGCUACCGAGAGGCCUGCGCUGACGACAUUGAAGCAUUUCCAGGAGUGGCUGUCGCAUGCUUGGGCGGGCUGGGCGGGGCUUGUAAGUGCUUUACUUGUGUGAAUGUCUGUCUGUCUGUGUCUGCACGUGUGUGUGUGUGUGUGUGUGUGAACGUGCUCCUGCCUGCCUGCCUGUGCAUUUGGGUGUCUUUUUCUUGGCACGUGUAUCCAAUUAAGCGGUGCUGGCAGGUAGGUAGGAAGGCAGGCAGGCAGGUGCGUGUCAGCGUGCGUCUUUUUAGCCCGAUCGAAGAGGCUUUGGUCGUCUGAGACAGGACGGCCUUUAGCUGUUGAGUGAGUGAGUUGUAAGUCAGUGUUUCUGAAGGAAGGGCAUGCAGACUGAAGCAGUCAGUGGCGGGGUGUUUUUUUUGGUGGUUGUAGCAAGCAGUGUAUUCAGUCCAUCGCGCCAUUGGCUGGCGUCUUUUUCUAUCUAGCGUUGCUCCGCUCCCUGCAGGCCUGGUUGCCUGUCUUUGCUAUGUAUGUUAGCAUGCGAGAGACCGUGCGACUGUCUGUGGUGUGAGGGGGGGACGCUGCCGGGUUGGUUGGGUGUGGGAGAGUGUAGGAGUGUAUGAUGUGUUGCAUCGCGCCAUUGGCGUUGCUCUCUGUCUGUCUGUCUGUCUGCCUGUUUUCCUAAACAUGCGAGAGACCCGUGCGACUGUCUGUGUGUCCGUCGAUGAAUGUGUGUCGGCCGAUUCACCGUUCAUCGAGAUGUGCACGGC